Molecule: messenger RNA, 2298 nt
Organism: Seminavis robusta
Lineage: Eukaryota; Bacillariophyta; Bacillariophyceae; Naviculales; Naviculaceae
Source: the annotation of a GenBank genome assembly
AUGGCCGAGGAACUAGUAGCUGGAGGUUACUGUGCCUCAAACCCCGCAACAUUCCCAUGUAACCUGACUGCCUUUAAUGCAGCCUUUAUCGGCGCUAUCGCCUCUUUGGCGGGGGGUAUCAUGGUGGUCUGUCUGAACAUGAGGAUCAAAAAGUCACCGCGUGGAAAUGACUUGAUGAACAAAAUCUCGGACCAAAUUAGUGUCGGUGCCAAGGCUUUCCUGACGACCGAAUACAAGUACCUGACUGUCUAUAUGCUUAUAGUAGCCACCAUCCUCUUCCUCCUCUAUUUCCUCGAUCCUCCGUCGGGACAUUGGGCCGAUGGUCUUCGGUAUUCCCUCUGCUUUUUGGCGGGAGGCUUUCUCUCGGCAUCGGCCGGGUGGAGAGGAAUGGCAACAGCCACGGACGCCAAUGUUCGGACCACAGAAGCCGCUGAUAAGCAAGGUCUUGCCAUGGCGCUCUUUGUAGCUGUCACGGGAGGAUCCGUCAUGGGCUUCACUGUGGUCGUUUUUGGUUUGCUGGGAAUCUCCCUCUCUUAUUACCUAUCUUCAUUGGGGUAUGAUGACGCUACCGUUUCAGAGAUUGAUAAACUCAUCUACGCCGCCGAUGCCGUCGCUGCUUUUGGGUUUGGAGCUUCCAGCAUUGCCCUUUUUGCCCGCGUCGCGGGGGGAAUCUACACAAAAGCUGCAGAUAUUGGAGCUGAUUUGGUUGGAAAAGUGGAGAUGGAUAUCCCCGAGGAUGAUCCCAGAAAUCCUGCUGUGAUUGCAGAUAAUGUUGGAGACAAUGUUGGAGACGUUGCUGGAAUGGGAGCGGAUCUCUUUGAAUCUUACGUUGGCGGAAUAAUUGCGGCCGUCACACUUGCAAACGGAGACAUUGCCCUGAUCAUGCUCCCCUUUUAUGUCGCUGGAGCCGGCAUCAUCUCGGCUGUAGUUGGAUACUUCGCAAUGGGAGUCAAUGAUGAUGCCAAUCAAAAAGACCUUCUUUGGGCUCUCACGAAGGGAAAUCUUGUUUCAAGUGUUCUGGUGAUUGGUAUUACAGCAGCCGUUGUAGCACAACUGUUUGAAGGAAGAGAAGAAGAUGGAUGGAAGAUCCUUGGGUGCAUCAUCUUGGGUUUAGUUUCUGGUGCUUCCAUUGGAAAGGUCACCGAGUACUUUACUUCGUAUGAGUACGCCCCUACGCAGUCUAUCACCAACGCGGCUGCUACUGGCCCAGCAAGUGUCAUUAUUCAGGGUCUUGGUAUCGGAAUGAUUUCAUGUGUCUUCCCUGUGCUUAUCCUCGUCACGACCACCUUGAUCUGUAAUGCUCUUUCUGGCGGGUAUGGUGUUGCCAUCUCCGGGGUUGGAAUGCUUUCAACGUUGGGAGUUACUCUUGCAGCCGAUGCCUUCGGACCGAUUGCCGAUAAUGCAGGUGGAAUUGCCGAAAUGGCUGGAAUGGAGGAAAGGGUCCGUGCCACCACCGAUGCAAUUGAUGCACUUGGAAACACAACUGCGGCUACCGGAAAGGGAUUUGCAAUCGGUUCGGCUGUCUUGACGGCUCUGUCACUUUUGACAGCGUUUACCACAAAGGCUGACAUCGGAGAUGUUCACAUCGGAGAGCCAGUUGUUCUUAGUGGUGUUAUUAUUGGGGCUAUGCUUCCUUUCCUCUUUGCAGCUCUGACGAUGCUCUCGGUGCAAAAGGCUGCCGCUGCCAUCAUCAUUGAAGUGCGUCGGCAAUUCAAGGAAAUUCCUGGUCUUCGGGAAGGCACUGCUGAAGCCGACUUCCAAAAGGUUAUCGAAAUCUCAACAAAGAGCUCCGUUGAAGAGAUGUUUCUUCCUGGCGUUUACGCGAUAUUCUCUCCGCUGACCAUUGGUUUCCUCAUUGGACCGAGAUGUCUGACAGGCCUUUUGGGUGGAUCGAUUGCUACGGGUUGUAUGAUGGCCUUGAUGAUGGCCAACGCUGGUGGUGCUUGGGACAACGCAAAGAAAUAUAUUGAGAUCGAAGGGGCUCACGGCGGCAAAGGCACAGAGAUUCACCGUGCAACUGUGGUGGGAGAUACCGUUGGUGAUCCGUUCAAGGAUACAAGCGGCCCAUCGCUGAACAUUUUGAUCAAACUGAUGAGUAUCAUCUCUCUGACAAUGGCCCCAAUGGUGAAGGGCCAGGAGGAUUGGCAUGAGUGGUGGUGGGGCAUGAUUCCUUUGUCGAUCAUGCUUCUUUCGACGGCAGUGGCCUAUCACUUCUUGUGGAAGAAGGCACCCAGCUAUGCCAAUGAUCUGGAGCUCACCACAGAGAAGCUCGACGAGGCGGAUGCAGCUAUCGCAUAG